Messenger RNA from Coregonus clupeaformis (lake whitefish), 8583 nucleotides. RefSeq names its product IQ motif and SEC7 domain-containing protein 1. The transcript is spliced from 15 exons. The record is from RefSeq and is a predicted model, not a curated record. Bases 1461 to 6098 code for a protein of 1545 amino acids. Lineage: Eukaryota; Metazoa; Chordata; Actinopteri; Salmoniformes; Salmonidae. Gene Ontology annotation, molecular function: protein binding; guanyl-nucleotide exchange factor activity. Gene Ontology annotation, biological process: regulation of ARF protein signal transduction; actin cytoskeleton organization.
UACAGUUCACAGAUUUGCCAGGAGUCCAUCUCUUCGUAUAUCUGUGCCACCAAUGGUGUGAAGUUACCGCGACUGUUUCAAUAGUGGAUUACAGAUGGGUAAAACAUUGAAAAUCGUUUGAUAAAUGCACUUUAUUUAUUUUUAUCAUAUGGGAUUUUAGAAAGUGUGCAGCGGACUGUUUUAUUGGUUUUCCCUGAAACGUCGGGAACAGGACACAGGCAAGUGUAAACUCCUUAUACUGAUCAAGUAUGUGUAUUAGAGACGUGUGGAGUAUCUUAGAUUUAUAUCAUUUUUCAGCUAACAAUUUUCGGAAAUAAAUUGGACUGUCGAAAGAUAUUUAGAAGACUCGGUGCAGUGAUCUACGAGGGACACUCGGGCAAAAGCUAUAGCCUAAACGAUCCUCGGGCUCUUGGAUGUGGUCUGAGUAGGGCAGGGGUGAAGACUUGGACCUCUAACUAUGAAAUGAAUCAGUCUUCCAACGUCUUCAUUUUGUAUUUUCCAAAGACACAUCUAGUUAUGGGGUGAGGAGGAUGAGGUAGAGACUGGAGGGAUAGUCUAUGUGGGAGGGAACAUGGAAUGUUUUCUAUUAUAUAAUCUUUGACAAAACUGCUUAUUAGUGGGAGACCAUAACAAGCCAUUUUCCCUGACCCCUUUCCCCCUUCCCCUUUUAUCACGGGAGACAGAACACUUUUUGUCUUCAUUAAUAAUUUAGGAAAUAAUCGAACUGCUUUCAGACAAAUUGGCUGUUGAGAUGAUAACACAUCUUGAUUGAAGUUGACAAGGAGAACACUGGGGUCUAUGACAAGAGUCACUAGUGUGUAUUCUCUUUAUUUCACUGAUAUUUUAUUACACAGUAACCCUUCUGUCUGCCUCUCCAGAAGAGAGAGGAAUAUUGAAUUGCCAAGAUGGCUAAUGUGCAUUUGUUGUUUCAGAUUUCAACUAUACCUCUCUGUCUCUUUUUUCUCUGCCUUGAUCCAUCUCUCUUUUUUAUUGUUUGAUUUUGGUUGAUAAUUUGGAAUGACACCUGGAUUUCAAGCCUCUACCAUCCUUCAAGAUGCUAAAUUUAAAGACACUAAAUAGUCAGCUAACCCCACACAGUUGUACCCCUUACUUGUUUUUCAACUUUGCACUGUUUUCUUGGUGAAGCCAUCUUUUGUGGACGUAGAACAAUUGCAACCAACCCCAUCUUGCUUUGAGAUACUGUGAUAUGUAAUAAUUUGAGAAACUGUCGACACACUCUGUUGUGUCCCUUGCCGUCUCUGAAUCUCUGAAAGGCUUUUUGCGUAAAGUAGAAAGGGACAAAAACAAUCCCCAAGUUAAUUUUCCUCCAGCCCCCCUGUCCGUCCUCCCCUCUCCCCCCCACUCAUCAGGGCUGGUGGGGGGGUGGGAUCUGGACCUCCAGGGUCGUAACGGCGGAGGUGGUGGUACCCUGGAGCCUCCCUGGAGCAAGGCCUCCCACCAUGGAGACCAGUCCGGAGAGCCCCAACCGGGCCGUGGAGUACCUCCUGGAGCUCAACAACAUCAUCGAGAGCCAGGCCAAGCUCAUGGAGACCCAGCGGCGGCGCAUCGAGGAGCUGGAGGGUCAGCUGGACCGAGUCAGCCAGGAGAAUCAGAACCUGAGGCUGGAGAAACCCACUCCUCCACGAGCCCCGGAGCUCCCCGAACAGAACCAUAGCAACACCAACCACAGAGCAGAGCAGCCACUCUCCUUGCCCAUCCACCCUGGCAGCAGUAGUGGAGGUAGUGGCAGCACCCCCAGCCCCAUCACCGCCCCACCCCCUGCAGUGGUGGUACCCCCUGCAGGGCUGAGCCGAGAGAGACGUGCCCACACCAGGCUGACCCGGGGCAUGUCCUGUGGCUCGAACCCAGCUGAGAGGGAGCAGCGGGAGAGAUUGGACCACACAGACAGCUCUGACACCAACAGCUCCACCAUCCGCAGAAAUGUGGAAACAGAGACCCAGUGUGCGGCGCCUCCCAGGGCCCACUCAGACGGCCCCUACAGCCAGACCACAGCGUACCUGCGUGGCACAGAGCGCUACAGUGACAGCAGCCGUGGUCCUGGUCCUCCAGGCCCUCGGGGGCCUCCGUGUGUGGCCCCUCCCAGCUCGGCUAGCCUUGCCUGGGCACUGCGAACACGCAAUCAGCCUGCCAGCCUGGCCCUCCGCAAGCAGGAGGAAGAGGAGAACAAGAGGUGCAAGGCCAGUCUCUCUGACAGCUAUGAGCUCUCCACAGACCUACAGGACAAGAAGGUGGAGAUGUUGGAGAGGAAGUAUGGUGGCUCCUUCGUGAGCCGCAGAGCAGCCCGGACCAUCCAGACAGCCUUCCGCCAGUACCGCAUGAACAAGAACUUUGAGCGCCUCCGCAGUUCGGCGUCCGAGAGCCGCAUGACGCGACGCAUCAUCCUGUCCAACAUGCGGCUGCAGUACUCGUUUGACGACCGCCAGCCGCAGCAGCAGGGGGCCGGAACACAGACGAACUUCACACACAGCGUGGGCAUCGGCCCUCCUCAUUCACCUGACACAGAAAGGACAGGAGACUACACACACCUGGAGGACUCCUUCACCAAACAGGUGAAGUCCCUGGCUGACUCCAUGGACACUGCCCUGACCUGCCGUGGCGGGCGGGAUGACUCCCAGGAGGGCAGCAGGGAGGACUUUGGGGAGUGUGUGUGGAGCAGCAGCAGUAACCCCUCCUCUCAGAGAGGCCUGUGUGAGAGAGCCAGAGGAGGGGGAGGGGGCCUCAGCAUGCAUGGAGACAGCACAGCCACCUCCUACAGCGAUGUCACUCUAUACAUGGACGACUGCAUGCCCUCCUCACCCCUCUCCCUGGACCGGGCCCCCAGCAGCACAGACACCGAGUACUGGGGCCCUGGGGGAGGCGUGGGGGGCCGUGAGGACAGCAGGGACACUGAGGGAGGGGGUAGUAGUAAUAGCCGUCGCAGCACUCCCUGCACUGAGUGUCGAGACUAUCGUCUGAGGGGCGCCCACCUGCCCCUGCUCACCAUCGAGCCCCCCAGCGACAGCUCUGUGGACAUGAGCGACCGCUCGGAGCGUGGCUCCCUCAGCAGACAGAUCUAUGAGCAGGAGCCAGCGGGAGGAGCAGGCUCUCCUCAGGGAACACUCAAACACUCACCUAACACUCCCUGCCCUGUCUCCACAUACCCAGACACCCCCUCGUCCUCCUCCUCCCCCCAACAGCCCCCCACCACCCCCCUGUCCUCCUCCUCCUCUGCUGCGCUGCCUCCUGGUGGCCUAGAGCAGCCCUGUCUGUCUGACGGGGACAACGACUCUCUCAACUCCACCACCAACUCCAACGAAACAGUCAACUGCAGCUCUGGCUCCUCGUCUCAGGACAGCCUGAGGGAGCCCCUACCCCCUCUGGGCAAGCAGACCUACCAGAGAGAGAGUAGACACAGCUGGGACUCACCGCCAUUCAACAACGACGUGGUGCAAAGACGCCAGUACCGCAUCGGACUCAACCUAUUCAACAAGAAGCCAGAAAAAGGGAUCCAGUACCUGAUCGAGAGAGGCUUUGUGUCCGACACUCCGGUCGGGAUUGCUCGCUUCAUCCUGGAGAGGAAGGGCCUGAGCAGACAGAUGAUCGGAGAAUUCCUCGGCAACCGGCAGAAACAGUUCAACAAGGACGUACUGGACUGUGUGGUGGACGAGAUGGACUUCUCAGGGAUGGACCUGGACGAUGCUCUGAGGAAGUUCCAGGCUCAGAUUAGAGUUCAAGGAGAAGCCCAGAAAGUAGAGAGGCUCAUAGAGGCUUUCAGUCAGCGGUACUGUGUGUGUAACCCGACGCUGAUCCGCCAGUUCCAGAACCCAGACACCAUUUUCAUCCUGGCUUUCGCCAUCAUCCUCCUCAACACGGAUAUGUACAGCCCCAACGUCAAGGCGGAGAGGAAGAUGAAGAUAGAGGACUUCAUCAAGAACCUCAGAGGAGUGGACAAUGGCCAAGACAUUCCCAGGGACCUGUUGGUUGGGAUCUACCAGCGGAUCCAGAAGUGGGAGCUAAGGACCAACGAUGACCACGUGUCCCAAGUGCAGGCAGUGGAGAGAGUCAUAGUAGGCAAAAAGCCUGUGAUGUCUCUGCCACACCGUAGGCUGGUAUGCUGCUGUCAGCUCUAUGAGGUGCCUGACCCCAACCGACCUCAGAGAACAGGAGUUCACCAACGGGAGGUCUUCCUGUUCAACGACCUGCUGGUGGUGACUAAGAUUUUCCAGAAGAAGAAGACUUCUGUGACGUACAGUUUCAGACAGUCCUUCCCUCUGGUGGAGAUGCAAGUCCACAUGUUCCAGAACUCCUACUACCCCCACGGUAUUCGUCUGACCUCGGCAGUGUUGGGUGGAGAGAGGAAGGUCCUUAUCGUGUUCAUGGCACCCAGUCAGCAGGACCGCACCCGCUUUGUCAGUGACCUUAGAGAGAGUAUCGCUGAGGUGCAGGAGAUGGAGAAGUACAGAGUGGAGUCUGAGUUGGAGAAGCAGAAAGGCGUGAUGCGGACUGGCCUGCUAACCGGCUUGGUCGGAGGUGGAGUGGGUGUGAAGGGUGAGGUGGCGAACGGCACCCUGGGAAGGCCCAGUCUAGAUGACAACUACUCUGCAGGAGAGGGACUCAAACGCUCCGCGCUCAGCUCAUCUCUCCGAGACCUAUCAGAUGGAGGGAAACGUGGUCGCAGUAACAGUGUUGGCUCCCUCGACAGUACCAUGGAAGGUUCCAUCAUUAGCAGCCCCCGGCCACACCAGCGUUACCCGGUUCCGGGCGUGGUCCCAGGCUGCUACCCUACAGAAGACUACCGGCCGCAUCGCCCCAUCCUGAGCCCCGGAACGGGGGUGGGGGGUGGGCCGGGGCAACAACACACCGCUGCUGGGACGGGAGUUGGGGGGAUUCCCAGCAGUGUAGAGAGAGCGGGGGUGGGGAGCGGCCCUGGGGGGGGCAAUACGGGCUCCUUCCUAGGCUCUCUAUUCGGCAGCAAACGUGCCAAACCGCCAAGUCCCCUUAUACCACCGGGGCCACCCUACCCCGCCCCUGUCCCCCCACCCACUACGGGAGGGCCCCCUCCUCACUCCCCUUCAUCUCUGUGCCAGUCGGAGGGGGGCCCUUCCAAGAUCCAGGCCCUGCAUGCGCAGUACUGCCACACGGCCGCCGUGCAGCCCCCUCCCCCCUACUACCAUCACCAUCGCUACCACGUCCAAGCUGGCCCUCCUCCCUUGCCAGGCGGGGGCGUGCCCCCUCAUAUUCUUCAGAGAGGGCCGUUCCCCUGUCGCCCUCCUAUUGGCCCCCCUCACGCCCAGCUCCAGCAGCUGGCCCAUCUCUCCCAGCUUUCCCAGCAUGGCAUGCAGGGUCGCUACGGCAACAUGGCGGUGGGCUGUCCUCCCCCCCUUUCUCCUCACUCCCAACAUUCCCAGAACCCCCAGUUCACCCUGUACCACACGCCGCCCACACACUCUAUCAGGGCGGGCGCCAUGCCAGGCAAACCUCCUCUGACUUUGUCUCACUCCCACCCGCACCCCCACGCACACUCCCACACCCACCCAGGGCACCCGCUCAGUGCUACGCCGCACCCCGCCCCCCACCCACAUCAGUCUCGCUUCAUCUUUGGCACGCUACCCCACCAACAUCAGCAUCAGCAGCCGUCCGCCUCCGUCAACACCCAUCACGCUGCGUCCGCCGCCCAGUAUCAGCCCCAGUACCCUCCUCUCUCUUCUAUCCCCCCCCCCCCCCCACUCCCCUUUACCCCCCCCUUCUACCCCCCUUAUCCCCCUUAUGCCUCUCUGCCCUCACCCCCUCCAGCACCCCGGGCAGCCUCAGCAGGGGCCCCAAGUGACGGGGGCUGGGGCGACUGGCACAGGGGGCAGCUCCAAAUCCAAACCUAUCAACCGGAUCAGCACGGUGGUGUGAGCAGCAGAACGUGGGGCCACAGAGGGCAGAGGUCAGAGGGCAGGAUGGAGGAAGGGGGCGGGGCUAGGGCCAGGGAUAGAGCCAGGGCUGGUAGAGGUGAGCAGGACAGCAGCAGCAGUAACAACAGCGCCAGUGACAAGAAGAAACGCAACUUAUUUCGACUCUGCUACUUUCACCUUCGCUUCCCACACAUGUAGACAGAGAGAGCAAAGGAAAGCGAGUUGGAGCUGAAUUACAUGCAUAUACCUUCACACAUACAGGACACACAAGCACACACAGGCAGAAUCAACACACAUAAAGCAACACCCACAUAAAUGUAAGCACACAAAUAUGUUUUUAUAUAGUAUAGGCAAAGGCUAGACAAUCAUGCUUAUUACAUAUACAACAGUUGUAGAGAGACUAUAGGUGGUUCCUAUGCAGUUUCUCAGGUGUAUUCUAUCAGCUCUCAGCACACAAACUCAUAAGGGAGAGUCACAGGUAGGAGCAAUGAUGUUAAAGUUGGCAGCAGGCAGGAAAAGCAUUAAACACACACACACAAUCAACAAUUUUUAUAGCCAUAGAACCGAUGCUAGUAGUAAAUGUACAGUAGAGGGCCUGUAACCCAGUGUUUCACUGUCAGAAGUAUUAUUGGAAACUGUACUGUGCCAAGACAUGAGCUUGAGACUGUUUUAAACAUAAGUACCAACAUGUAAUCGUGCAAUGUUAUCAAUGGGGCACAUCUGCAGAUGAAAACACGCAAUAUUUGGGGACAAUGCUGACCAACAGAAAGACCAUCUCCACCCACCUGGAUAUAAAAAAGACUUCACCACUAAAUACAUUCCAGCAGGGUUGUGCAUUGUAAACAGCCAUUGAAGAUAGUUGCAAUAAUUUAUUCAGCUUCAUAAUAGCUUUGUCAAUUUCCAUAGCAGGUCUUCAUCACUGAAAGGUAUCCUUUUUUAAAGUAGACCUCAGAGACAUUUGCUUUGUCUUCAACUUUUAUGACUCACGGUUCAAUGGCAGUCUUAGGCUCUAUGGUAUUUAACAUGUAAAGAGAAGUCAGCUGGUUUCAUAGGACUUACAUGUGUGGGUGUGUGGAAUAAUGAUGCUACCAAUAAUAUUUUUGAAUGUUUUUAAGCUUUUUUGCUGUUGUAUAAAUGUUACAUAUAUAAUUGCUGAGUAUGAUGAAUAUUGUCUAAUAACAUAACUGUUUUGAUCCAGUGAUUAAUUAUAAAUUACAGAUGUUUGAUUGAUAAAAAUUAUUAUACAGAGGAUACAAACACAUAUUAAUUCCCUCAUACUUGUAUGUAAUGAGGGUGUUAUAAAGUGGGAUUUAUUUUUGUUCUCUAUAAUGGUUGCCAUUGAUAACUUCUAUUAUCAGUUAUUAUUAUUGAAUGUUAAAAAUAUGAGUUCAUAUUUAGGACUAUUUUUGUUCUUAUAGAGUUGUGUACCCUAUAUCUCCCUAAAUUAUUAUUAUUAUUUUUUUUUAGGAGACUGGUGAUUGUGUGAACUAGUACUUGCACAAUGUCAGAAAAUGGGUUCAUCGGAGUCAAAAUGCAUAUGAAUUAAUAUGCUUUCCCACCUCAGACCCCUUUGAAAGAUCCCCUUAAGGGCUUUGACCUUUUACCUGCUCAUGGACAAUGAUCCUCGUUUAUGUCCUCCAUGUUAUCCUCCCUGUUAUCAUGGGACUCACUCACAAGCAUCUGGUCUUGUUGAGAGAGUUUCUCACAUGGCGUGUGUUUGGACGGUCUAUGUCUUUGAACAAGCACGCUUUGUAAUAUAGUUUUGUGGUUUUGCACACGUGGUGUCUUAAAGUCAGAAAUUGCAUUAUUUUAAACACCCUCCUCCCAUACCCCCUUACCCAUCCUCAGAGAAAUCAUCACCACCUUAAUAGCCUACACCCCAGCACCCUUACUGAAUGGGCUUGUCAAUAUAUCAAACAGGUUUGUGAAUCUUCUCCUCUCUCAUCUCUGUUGACCCCCUUUCUAACUUCCUCUCUCUGUCCUUCUAUUGCACUGUGUUUGAACAAUGGUAGAUUGAACUAGGUACUAGUGUUUCAGGAUAAAGGGAAUCAUUUAAUUUUAGGAUGGUGAAUUGUAGUUAGACAUGCUAGACAAAACUUGAGGACAAAGAAAUGUUGAAAGAGACAGAUUAACGUUAAAAGCCAGAACAAGAAUAUGGGUAGUCAGGGGAAAAUAAAAGGUUUUAGGGGUGGUUGAUGUUGAAGCUUUGUGUUGGCGUUUCCCUGCAUAAUUCCCUCUGUAUUGUCCCUUUGUGACCCCUCUUGCAUGAAUAUAUCUGCACAUAUUGAAUGGAUUGUACUGUAUAAAUCGGAAUGUACAUAUUAUACUGAGGUGUGUGUGCGUGCGUGCAUGUGUGUUUGUGGGUGUGUUUGUGGGUGCGUGUGAGCGUGCAUGUGUGUUUGUGGGUGCGUGUGAGCGUGCAUGCGUGUGUGUGUGAGAGAGAAAGACGAGCAGGGGACUUUGGUUUGAAUAUUGAAUUAUUUUUAUUUUAGACUGAAGGUGAGAGAAUAAAUUGCAGUAAUUAAGUGUUUGUAUGUCAGAGAACUAAUUGAUAUUAUUUUAAACAUACAGAAAGUAUGAUCUUAAAAUUUUUAUUUGUGUAUGUAAUAAGUAUAAACUGGAAGAAUAGAGAAUUGAGAUGUGAAUAUUUAUUGCUUCUGAUAUAUUAAAAAGUGUCCUUGCA